AUGAUCCACGUCAAGGCCGUAGCCAUGGAAAGACUGCGUUGCUUAAAUGACUGUUCAAGCAAGAUGCAGGGCAGUGAUGGAGAAAACGUCAUACUUCAACAGUGUGAGAACUCAGAUUAUGAUGAUAACAGUAGGAUGAUGAGGAGAGAGAAGAACAAAGUUGCAGCCCAGAAGAGCAGAAAGAGACAGACACAGAGAGCAGAUGAGCUGCAUGAGGCGUAUGCUUGUCUGGAGCAGAGGAACCGGCAGCUGAGGAGGGAGGUGGCGUCUCUGUCGGAGGAGCAGCACCGCCUGCUGAAGCUCCUCCAGACUCACGAGCCCUGCUGUCCCAUGAUGCACUGCUCCACUAACCUGGGGACAGGACCCAGGGAUGUUACAGAGAGGCCCCUGAGUUUGAUCAAGACAACGACACUCACCAUCUCCCAUCGCUGACACAAGGACCAGGACACAGACACACAAUGUACUUUUUAGUUUAAGGUAUCGUACAUCAGAUCGUGUUUUGGAUCAGUGACUCAGACCCAGUUCAGUUGACCCCAACCGGAAAAACCCUGAACUCAGUCUCCUUCUGUAUGGCUAUUGGCCAUGCUUCUUUAGUUCUGGUAAAUGUUUGAAAACCACAUCUCUUAUUGUGGGUGUUUUGGUCCACCGAGUACGGUAGACCCUGGCUUUAUUAAAGUUAACUUCUCUUUUACUAGAGACAAGAUUCACACCCGUGACCAAUGAACCAUCUACUUUUGGUAGUUAUUGUUUUCCCUCACAAUUAAUUUGUGUAACAAAACAGCUACAAAACUGUAUCUUGCUAAAAUGAAAAAAUCUUUGAUUUUGAUUACAUGACUGAUGGUCAUGUAAUCUG
Osmerus eperlanus (European smelt) is the source of this 853-nucleotide messenger RNA. RefSeq names its product basic leucine zipper transcription factor, ATF-like 3 (gene batf3). The transcript is spliced from 4 exons. Gene Ontology annotation, molecular function: DNA-binding transcription factor activity, RNA polymerase II-specific; RNA polymerase II cis-regulatory region sequence-specific DNA binding. NCBI's taxonomy places the organism in Eukaryota, Metazoa, Chordata, Actinopteri, Osmeriformes, Osmeridae. Gene Ontology annotation, cellular component: nucleus. The record is from RefSeq and is a predicted model, not a curated record. The coding region runs from base 1 to 432 and encodes 143 amino acids. Gene Ontology annotation, biological process: regulation of transcription by RNA polymerase II.